Messenger RNA from Didymosphaeria variabile, 4815 nucleotides. RefSeq lists its product as uncharacterized. Gene Ontology annotation, molecular function: protein binding. Lineage: Eukaryota; Fungi; Ascomycota; Dothideomycetes; Pleosporales; Didymosphaeriaceae. Gene Ontology annotation, biological process: regulation of actin cytoskeleton organization; TOR signaling. Gene Ontology annotation, cellular component: TORC1 complex; TORC2 complex. The coding region runs from base 1 to 4815 and encodes 1604 amino acids. The record is from RefSeq and is a predicted model, not a curated record. The transcript is spliced from 2 exons.
AUGGGUAGUUCCACCGAGGAGCCAAUCGAUCUCACACUUGACUCUGACGACGAACCCGGCCCUACACUUGCACCUUCAGGUUCUUCGAAAAUGGUACCGGGGUUUUUACCUGCCGGCAAUUUCCGACCCUCUUCCUCGUCGAUCCCGCAAUUUCAGGGCACAUCUACAUCUGUGUCUGGGUUCCAGUUACCCAACAGCCGACCGAAGCCAAGCCUACCGAAGUUUGAGCCUUGGUCUCCGUAUGCGACUAUACAUGACGAUUCGGCAAACCCAAACACUACGUCAUCAAGCGGACCGCGUAACGGCCAUAUUCCUGUAUUCACCGCUGCCACACCAGCAGAGGAAGCAGAUGACUUUGCGAUACCUCAGGCAGAAAAGAGAAGGAAAAUAUCUGGACCGCCACUAGGAGCUGAAUUCAAUUUACCUGGGCCAGCUCGACGGAGGAUUGGACCGAAACCAAAAUAUUAUGGAGUGAAGGUUGGGCAUAUUCCUGGCGUAUAUACGGAUUGGGAUACGGCCAAAGCCCAGAUCGUAGGAUGCAAAAAGUCCUCACAACAGCGCUUUGAGACGAGAGAGGAAGCACAGGCCUUUAUAGAUGGGAGACUAAGCCCAAAUCCCAAAUUCGACCCAAAUCGCGUAGAGUUACCUCCUUGGAACGGCGGCGCACGCCCAUCUUCUUUGAAUUCGCUAGUAACAACCCCCACAAACAGUGCUGAUGGCAAGCAAGCAUCUGCGACGUCUCCGGCCAUUGGUACACAGUCAGUCGGCGGUCGGCCUCCAGAUCCGACCAUGAAGCUUAGUACAAACGGAUUGCCCUCGGUCCAGUCUUUGAAUACUGUGUUGAAGACAAACGGCGCCAGUAUGCCAUUUGCAGGAAACAAUGAAGCCUCACGAACCCUUCGUGAACUGCAAUUCGGACGGCUUUCCGAUGCGGUCAACGAAGCGAAUAAAUCUGGAUCCAAGGGAAUCGCCAUCGCUCAGAGCUCGGCUGGUGAAACAAUAAUGGACCAAAACACCUCCUUCCCGGCUCGACAGGGUACAUCCGUCCAAAUUAUGUCAGAGACCAAGAACGGGUUGUCGAAAGAUGAGGAUACUACCGUCGAGGAUCCCUUCACCAUGCUGUUGGAAGACGAUAUAGUUUCUGAAUUACUUCGACAAGCACCUGCUAACGACAAAGUGGCUUUGCUGCUGAAGGCACACCCAAGGGGUCAAUUAAUCGCGCGAACCAUCCCAACGUCACCUCUCCAAACAAGUCUCAAUCGGAAGCGCCGUGGGCGGCCAUCUUUACGAGAUACCAGGAGUCCUCCGGCCGUGUCACCGAGUGAGCGCGACAGUUUAUUCUCGGUCCCAGACACGCCCACCAGUGGUGAUGCCGUGCAUACGCACAAUACGGUCAGCAAUUUGCCUACAGCACAUGGCGUUGUCGCAACCGUUGAAAAGCCGUCAGCAUCCAAAACGUGGAUGGGCGGACUUUCUGAAGCUGAAGCGCACCUUUUGAUCUUUCUUAAGGAAGUUAAGAAACUUAAGUGGACCGAAAUCACAGCAAGGUUUCAAGAACACUAUCCUGAUCGGGCGUACAGUACACUGCAAACAAACUAUUCUCAAAAGAUUAAUCGCCGCGACAGAUCGCACGAUCCUUCAACCUUAAUACUGCCGUCUAUGUACGCCUCAGAAGCUCACAUUGACUGGGCUAAAAUCCAUUCAAAUCCAAGGAAUGAUCACGCAGGGCGGAAGCGGGAAGUAAUCUCUUUGCAAGAAGAGCCUCAACAUCGAGCCUGGUCUGCCGUUGUUGGUUCACUUCAAGACCAGUCAUCCGGUGCUGAGUCGGCAAGCCAUCACACGCGUCCUCGACGAGCAGUGCCCAAGAAAAAUUAUACUUGGCCAAAAAGGAACGCAUUGGUCGCGGACGAUGAUGACUUCGAUACGCUGGGGCCAACGGAGGAGAAGCUCAACGUGUCUGAAACACCGGAAACAACUGUCCCAGCACCAGAAAAGGCUAUUGCCAUCGAUAACGAAAGCGUCUCGAUUGACUUUGACGGGGAUGAUGCUUUCUCCGCUCUUUCUUUACACAAAGGGGAAGCAAGCAUAGAGCAGCUGCCAUUUCUCUCCUCAUCGCAACGAUCAGAUCUCCAAAACGUACCCUGUGGAUAUGAGUGGGACCAAUUAAUUAGUCGCGACUGGCAAGGUACUCUAAUACAUGCGGAUUUCAGUCCCACCGAACUCAAUCUUGUGGAGAGCACGAUGACGCACUUGUUAGGCCCUCAACGAGAUCUACGUUUGCGGAGUCGGCGGAAACGACUUGGGCGAAUGUUGCGUGGGUUGUCGGAACCCAAACUUUUGCAAUUAGCUAGCGCACUCCGCUCAAAACUGCGUUCGCGAGAUCGACGAAGUAUCGAUGCGUUUCUCCGAGAUGCAAAACAGGACAAAAUCCGUUGCGAUGCCCCUCGCAUUGAGAGGCUGGCAGCAUCAAGGCCCACCAAGUCAUUCAGCUCAGACGCGAAGUUGUCCACGUCCGCUAUGAUAAGAAGACGCGAACUUGGCAUUCAGUCGCACCGUGGAUGGAGUUCGGCGACAGCACCGAUUCCAUACCACUUGAAGAACAAGGUGCAGGACUCCCUCGGACCUGUCUGCUCCUACACAGGUGCAGCAGGCGAUGUACAUGCUGUCGCUUGGUCUGUCGACGGGGAAUGCUUUGCCGCUGGUGCCAUAUGUGUUAGUGACGAUCAUUCUAUGCAGUACAACCGAUCGAAUAAUCUCUUAUAUGGCGAUGUUUCUCGCAACACUAUCAACGAACUAGGGAAGCACUACGAUCCGCGACCGAAAACAGAUACGGGCCCGAACUCGACCCAUGCAAUGUAUGUUUCGCAGGAUCCAAAACUAUUCAAGACAGUCGAAUCGGUCGCUUUCUCUCCAAAUGGAAGGUACAUGUUCUCUGGUGGAUGGGAUCAUAAUGUGUGGGUUUGGAAGACAAGAUACGACGGGUCGCAACCGACUGAUAUUGUCUCUUUGCGUCACAAAGCCGAAGUGACCCAUAUGGCCGUCAAUGCUUCGGGCGUGCUGGCGACCGGUACCAAGAGAAACAAGGGCAACACCGUAAAGGUGUUGAACUUAUAUGACGAUGAUCUGACACAAUCGCCUGAUACGACUAGCUUCAGCUCCGAGAAAGCCGCCGCUCGACCUGACCUUUUAAUCCGGCCAAUGGCGCUCCACUUCUCGCCCAGGUACGAGAACCUUCUGCUGGGGGGUUUUGGCGCCAAUGCACGCCAAGAUGGAAGAGACAUGAGUGGAGACAUCUGCUUAUGGGACAUCAAUGCGAACAAGCAACUCAACAUAUGGGGUUCGGGAAAGAAUGUAUAUGACUUAUCCUUUCAUCCAAGGGAACGCUGGAUGGCGGUCGCGACUGUAGCAGGUCAGAACACCAAUCGAGGAAUGCGUUCGACUGUCCGAUUAUACACUGAACAAGGGAAUGCCAUGGACGACAGAUUCAGCACCCUCAUGGAGCUUGAAUGCCGAGCGCUGGAUAUCAAUGAUGUUGUGUGGUGUCCUGGGAAUAACUACUUAGUCGCUGCUGGAUGUACAAGUGGACGAGCAUACGUAUGGGAUAUUCGCAACCCGAACCACUUAUUGCGUGAGCUCGCCCAUGGCAACUCCCUUAUGCCUCUCGAGGAGGGCGUCGAUCCCGAAAUCUCAGACACCGGCAUUCGUUUCCUCAGCUGGGGCGAUAACGCCACACGGCUUUACAGUGGAUCGUCUGACGGUGUAGUCAAGGUCUGGAACGUGGCGCGUUCAGAAGAAGAGACAUUCGUUAAGGAUCUUGCUACGUUCGACUCUGGCGUUAUGUCCGGAGCCUUUAGCCCGGACCAUAGCCGACUCUUGCUGGGUGAAGUCAACGGGUCCAUCAACGUUCUUGAAGUUGGCCGAGACGACUGUUCUCUUAGGGAUGCAGAAAGGAUGAAGUUCAUUCCGUACAAAGACAAUGAUCCCGAUUACGAGACACAGUAUCCACCACUUGCAUCCGCAGCUGCCGACUCUGGGAUCGCCGCUGCCAAAGAGCUUAUUGAGACCGGCCAAAUGACGAUCACGCCUAUGGGAGGAUUGCCUGUCAAACAAGCGGUGCAAGGCCCAUUAUAUGCCGGACCCUACGACGCGAGUGUGGACGCGCCCUUCCUCCGCGAACAAGCAUUAGAAUCGCAACUCAAGUUUUCCGAAAGGCCAGAAUCUCCUUGCUCGCUAUGCCUCGGCCCUGGAUCGGAUCCUAUGAAGAUCACGAGCGAGGAGAUUGGCGAUUCUGGCCGGAGCAAGGACCGCAUUCCUGAUGAGCUGCGCUUGCAAUGGGAAGCUGGAACGGUAAACCUUAAGAUGCCACCAGGGAAAAUUCCUUGCUCACGGUGUGGGCGUGCUGCUCAUCCUUCCGACUAUGUAAACUAUGAUGGCAGACCGUUCUCGCCUGUAUGUGUUCGCUGCGACUUCUCAUGCCCACGAUGCGAUCAUUACGGGCAGCUUCCUCACAAGACUGACGUCUUUGACUGCCUCAUGUGCGGUCGGACGUGGGAACUUGGAGCUUUGGGUUUCGACCUCGUCAAAGACGGCUCCCCCACCAGCUAUGAAGCUCUUCUCAGAUCUCAAGGGCGCGCCGUGGACGAAAGCCACGACAUCCCAAAGCUCGACGGCUACAAGAAAGAUUUGUAUCUGGCAAAGCUAGAAGCGGAGUCCUCGCCAGGUGACGAUGGCGGAAGCUUCGGGGACGAAAUGAAUGCGUUGACGGACUACUACUUCUCGUUGGCGAUUGACCGACCGGAGUCACCGUCGCUCUGA